AUGCCUGGUGUACAACAUCUUAUCGACUUCGUGCUGAACGAAGUCGCACUCUGCGGCAAUCAAGGCGCAACCUUAUCCGAUCUACUCCAAGCUAUUGAUGAUUACCAUACCCAGUCUCGCGAAACGACUGAAAUAACCCAAAAAAUUGAUCAUCGUUUCAAAGAGAAGGUCUGGUCCUGGCUCACGGCUAACCCUGAGGUGUCCAUCGGCCAGCACAAUGAGUGGAACCAUCUCACCUUAGAUGAAGCCGAGCAGCUUGCCUCACAAAAAAUCGAGAGUCAUGACGACAAUGAUCCCGAAGGCACUCAAGCUGGAGAUCAGAACUCUGCCCUACCGCCGCUUCGAAUCUAUGUCUCAGAAGAGAGAACCUGGGUCGCCAUCACUGGCCAUCCACCAGACGAGUCCAAGGUACUACCACUUGAAUUUGUCUUAUUGUCGGUGAUCGCUUCACGCAAAUCAAAGGGUAUCGUGCAGCCAGACCUGGUGAAGAUCAGUGGCCAGGACAAACGGUCUGUUCCGAAGCGUACCGAUGCUUUACAAAGAAAGGGCUACAUCGACAAGCGACCUGUUCAAACCAAAACGGCUCGAACUAGUCUCUGCACACUGCAGCGAUUCUACCGCCAAACUACAAGUGUUCAAACGAAAGAAGAAGAACCACAAUCGAAGAACAUGAUUGAUUUCGACAGCUUCAACAAAAGCCUAUUCGAUAUUCUCCGGGAGCACCAGUUGAUUGCACGCAAUGAUUUGAAACGACUUCUGGGAUUUGAUGACCACUGGCGUUGGAAAGUCUUGUCCCGUGCGCUCCGCAAGUGGGAGCGGAUAGGUGUGGUGCAACGUGUGAGAGCCGAAUCACAAUACGAAAGAAUGCAUCCGUGUGUCAAGCUCCUACGAGAUCCCACAAAGCAAGAUCUGGAUCUUUUCCAUGAGUUUAAUUUCGAUGUUUUGAACAAGCAUGGGGUACGAGCCAAAGGAACCAAAUUUACCCCGGACCAAGACCAAGACAUGGAGUUGGAGAGCCUGAGCAAAAUGCCGCUUAGUCCAGAGCAUGGUGGAGUGGACCAGAUUAAAGAGAAUGCUGGGGAUGCUGUACGCAUUGUACCCUCUUGGACUCCGGAUCGUAAUAUCUACAACCAGAUCUUUGACAUUGUUGAAAGAGCAGGCACAACAGGCAUCACCAACCAGACCCUCAACUGGACCUGCUUUGGGUCUUUUUACAAGAGACCUGCUGAAAGUAUGGUGCAUCGCUUGGUCGACCUUUGGCAAGUGGCCCAGCCACUACAUCUCCGCCAUUACGCCAUCGUUCGAGAUAUGGCAAUGAAGAAGACCAUCAUGUUUUAUGUCCAUUAUUCGGCAAACAACUUCGCAAAACUCGUUGAAGCUGGCCAGGCAUCAUGGGAGGCCGUUGAAAUUCCAGUCAAGAAAGCCAAAUCGCUAAAAAUCGAGGCUCCGCCUUUUGGUGCUCUUCCCCAACUUGAUGAGCACGGAUUCCCCAAAAAGGCAUUUCCAAAGAAUAUGUUGAAGGAUCCAUAUUCAACUCUACUCGACGGGGUUAUGGCUGUCAAACCGCCCAACUAUCUCCUUUCUUCGAGCGACCCGUUUGUUGUUGAACUACCAAGCGGUCAACAUGUGAUCCGUACACGUACUGAUAGACUACCGCCUGGCUCCAAGCAGCAAUAUGAGCCCCGUUUCCGGCCCAAGGGACGACCGAAAGGCCGGCUGAACCGUGCAACCGUGGAAAAGCUUGCCAGAGAAGCCAAAUCCAAAGAACCCAAGGCCAAAGCAUCUAAGCCCAAAGAAGCUGGAGCCGAGGAGACCGAAGCUAAAGAAUUUGGAUCCAGAGACGAAGCUAGCGAAUCUGAAGUCAGAGAGUCUCAAGUCCUGGAAUCCGCAAUUGAACUCAAGCUGGAGCCGAGCCAGGGUUACGGCUGGGAAUAUGUCGAGGACAUCCCACGAGCCAAAAGAGCUAAAAUUAAGCACGACAGCCUCAGGGGAUUAUCAAAGCAGGAGAAGUUUGAAGCACUUGGCAUGGAUGAGACUUGGACGGAAUACAAAGCUCUUGUCAUGGAUAAACCUGCUCCUGGUGUGUAUGUGACUCCCCACGGCCGAAGAAGACCGGCUGGCAAGGCCCGAGGUCGCCCGAGACAGAGUCGAAUUGCGAUCUUCAAAUCACCAAAGCUAGCAUCAAUGUCUUGGUUUGUCAAGGACUUAGAUGACUCGAGUGAUGAUGACAAGGCAGAUGAUGCUGCUACUACCACUCGGGCAUCAGAGAGCCUUGCUCCCGAAGCUGCACGUUCAAUGAUCAACUCCGAGGAGCCCGUCAUGACUCCCACCCCAAAGACCUCGACGGGAGCCAAGAGAACUCUGCCUGAUCAGCUAGCGGACUCGCCCAUACUUUCUAAACGACCUCGUAUUCGCACAGGCCGGAAUGGAAGCAGUGAAAGCCCCUUGAAGGAUGCCAAUGCGGCAUUGCCCGAAGAUGUAGUUCCAGCACCCCAAGAGGGUUCAAUCAAAGCGAGUACACCGCGCCAUCGUGACAAGAGUGCCAGCGUUCACCUAUACGAAGAGGAGCAAGCCGGGACUCCAUCAAAACGACGCCGCGUAGCACCCUCCGACCGCAGCGAUAACAACCAGACUCUACAAUCUCCGACACCCCGUCCAUCCGCUGUUCCGACACCGCGAUCAGGCUCACUGGUCCCCCAGAAAUUUAAUUUUGGCACCAAGCCUGCAAAAAAGCCACGUGUUCGGAACAGAAUCAACAUCAGAACCAUGAAAAUUCCAGGGGAGGAAGAAUCGGGAUCCUCAAAGUUCUCGACUGCGAGAGGUGGAUCUAUCAGUGUCCUUCGAAGAAAGCUCAUCAUGGAAAUCAUGGAAAAAGCCAAUGGUGUAUACCCCGCGGGCACUGCAAUGUGGUAUCCAUUUGUCACUGCAUGGAUGAAGUUCCAUCCCAAUGAAAAACCAGACAUGCGGACUAUCAAUACUGCAUGCAAGCAACUAAUUGAUGCUGGCCAGCUCCGGCAGUUGACUUUCAGCGGCAGGGACACAAGAAAAGUGAUGGUGACGAGGACAUUGUUGUUGAAGCCUGAAAUGUCACCAGACGAUCCGCUGGUGAAAGAGAUGCAGAGCAAGAUCUUGGCUACUGAUUUCCACGAGUCUCGGCCCUUCUUUGCGGUCAAUGUCGAAAUGGAUCCGAAUCUGACAAGAAAUAGUGUUCGACCACACGGUGCACCUGCCCGUGCACAGAGAUUCUCUUUCCCCGUCGAACAAGGGACCCAGGUUCACUUACAACAGAAACCUAUCUCUAUUGUGAACUUGGAGGCAAGAAGAAGGAGACAGGCACAGGCGAAUUUCAUCAAACGCCUGGAAGCCCAAGCAGCUAAGGCUGCCAAGGUUGCUGAAGAAAUGGAUAAAUUGCCUGACGUUCCUGGAGUUCAGCGACUCAUGACACUUGCACGCCCUCCUGAAUUGGAUCUUGAUGCUCAUCCGAACACAUCAAUCAUUCGUCCAUAUGUUCGAACAGGUACACGUGGUCCUGGAAAGCAAAAGCUCAUCAUACAUCCCAAACGCGUGAUGAAACCAAUCUCCGCCAUCGGAGCGUAUGCCAUGUUGAUGAAUCCAGUGCAGCAAUUUGAUCCAUCUACGGGGACUUUCUCCACAGGGUCGUGCUCAGCCAAACGCAGAAGGGGUAGGCCCGUGACAGAAAGACAACCGGCCGUGAACAUUGAGAAAUCCGUCAAUGAGUUAUCUAGACUAGCCCAUGACGAACCAGAGCUGCCAGAAAUGCCUAUGGCUGUCAAAUCCAAAGUUUUACGCUCGAGAUUCGAUCAAAAGACCAAGAAGAUCCUCGAAUGGGAGCUUCAUCACUCAAAUCUCUUUGAAGCGAACCUUGAAGGCCAGCAGUUCAUCGACCAAACCGUUCAGGAUGGUUUCGACCCAGCGCCGAUCAAUGGCGAUAUUCGCUUUGAUAUUGACAUGCCCCCUCCUCCGAAACAGCCUGAAGUGGAACCGGAUUUGCCAGUCCGGCGUAGCGAUGUCCGUCGUCAGCGCCAGUCUCUACUUCAGCCUCCUGUAAUAACCACACCGAAAGAGGAGACACCCAAACGCGCACCAAAACCAAGACGGACACGAGCCCCGCGUGCUCCUCCAACAGACCGCCGUCUGGCUAAGCUCGAUGAUACUGCAACACCUGACAAAGAAACACAGUCCGCGACGCCAGCGACCUCCAAACGCAUUCGCCGACAGCGGUUCGUGCGCCCGCUCUCCGAGGAUCUCAAACAAAAGCUGGCGGUUGCUCUCGUCGUCGUUCGUGUGCUUGCAGGCGGAGCAGAAUCAAGAGUGAUCGAUUGGAAUCUUUUGACGAAAGCCUUCCCAAAUGAAGACCCGUCUUUUAUCGAAGCGCGAGCGCGUCAGACACUUAACAAGAAUCGCUUGCAGAUUACAAAGAUGCAUCGUGAUUUCCAGGAGUGCUUCCUUGAAGCCUACGAAAAGGAUGAAGUCCCACGUAUUGACUAUUCCGAUUUGGACAACUAUGAUUGGCCUGCCCUGGUUGAAUGGGCAAGCACUCGGCUACAUAUGUCUCCAUCCGAACGGGCUCCAGAUCUUCCAGCAACACGGGAGCAAUUCGAGAGUGUUUUCGAUUUACGCGAGGAUGCUCUUACGGCAGGCGAUGAAUUGUACCAAGCUGUGCACGGUGUCACUAUCAACCACAAACGCAACUUGAUGGCACGCAAUCCAUUUGCUGUACCUGUCGAGGAUGAAUCACGCAUCCAGUCGGAUCCACGAAAAGCUCAUGCUGAACAACUUGAGACUGCGAAGACUUGGGUCCGUGCAAAUAUCAUCACCGCAGAAGAAACCUAUCGACCCAAUGAGUCGAGUGAUAUCCUGCAACGCUUUGGUGAUCGACUCAUCACCACCGCGACGCAGACACUGAUCAACGAUCGUGUUAUCAGCUCAACAACCCGUGGCCGCGUCAAUCCAGGACGUAAUUACGAUAUCUCAGAAUAUUUCCUGCAGACACUGAGCCGCAAACGUGCCGUCGAAAGCUCCCAGCUGCGCCGUGCGGCUCAUUUCAAAUCAAACACGCUAGAUCUCCAAUUCCGGACCACCGGUGCUUUCGAUAUCGAGUAUGCUGCAGAAGACGGCGAUAUCCUCGCAUUGAUCAAUCUCUACGCUUCGGGCGCCAUUCAAAUGCGACCUCGUGAUGCCCCUCGCGCCAAGUUCGGUCUCACCGAUGGCGGAUACGAAACUCGACAGAUGGACAAGAAACAUUUCCGGUUCCCCGUCGAGGUUACUCCCACCGCAAAAUACCGCUACGGUAAUCCGGUCCAUAACAAAGCUGCAGCUGUGAUCCUUCCACCCGCACCCUCAUCCGCAGGCACGGGAAUUCCACCAAAGAAUCCCCUUUGGUACGAUAUCAAUGGAGAGUUCGUGCGCCGUCUCUGGGAUUUGGUAAUUGGCCCCGUCCUCGGGUGCCUGACAACACGCCCUGGUAUCAAGGCCGUCAGCAUUUCUAACAUGAUCAAACCCACCAUGGGCACAUGGGAAACCGUGCUGAUGCUGCAAUGGCUGGAGGAAGUUGGCAUUGUCAAGGCUGACGGCGAGGGAGAGAUGGCCUGCUGGAGUUUACAGGAGUCUUGGUGGAUGAUUCUAUCUUGA
This is a messenger RNA of Penicillium coprophilum, 5652 nucleotides long. RefSeq lists its product as uncharacterized. Gene Ontology annotation, cellular component: transcription factor TFIIIC complex. The record is from RefSeq and is a predicted model, not a curated record. NCBI's taxonomy places the organism in Eukaryota, Fungi, Ascomycota, Eurotiomycetes, Eurotiales, Aspergillaceae. The transcript has 4 exons. The coding region runs from base 1 to 5652 and encodes 1883 amino acids. Gene Ontology annotation, molecular function: DNA binding. Gene Ontology annotation, biological process: transcription initiation at RNA polymerase III promoter; 5S class rRNA transcription by RNA polymerase III.